ACGUUUUCCUUCAAGCACGCCCGUCCUACCCCGCUUCCGUGUCCGUGAUCGCCCGUCGACUUUUGCGCUGCCGUAGCGGGUUGAAGCGGAGAUCCAUCGCCUGGCCUGCCGCGGAGUCAGUCCCACCCCACCUGAGAUGGCUUCGGAACUAUCUCACGGCACUAGGAGAGACGUAUGCAUCGAGUCCAUGGCGCGGCCUAUCGCCGUGGACCACCGCAUAAGCAUCCACUACUAUUUCCGCAUCGCUGACAACCUCCUCCGCCAGGCUAAUGUGUAUCGAGAAGAGAAGAAUGUUCUGGACCUCUACAUCCUCCUCCUGAGAUACUCGAGCUUGUUGCUUGAGACCAUACCCAAACAUCGCGAUUAUAAUGCAUUUAAGGCUAGAGAAAAGGAAUUCCUGAAGAAAGGCCCACACAACUCUGAGAAAAUUCUUGGUAUUGUCAAUGAGCUAGAGUCCCUUAAGCCAGUUGUGCAGCAACAAAUUGCCACCGGUAAUAGCAGGGGUGCAGAUGAACCUAAUGGUGUAUAUGGAACCUAUGCUGCAAGUAGUGAGUUGGAGCACCAUACCCCAGGCCCAUAUGUGUCGAAGUCCUUGUCUGGAAGCCCUACUAGACUACUGCAGAAACCAUUACCUGGUUCAAAGCAUCAAGCAGCUAUGUCGCAGAAUGUUCAACCUUAUAGACAUGCUAUGAAACCAUCUACCAACAUGCUGUAUCCAAAAGAGGAAACAUUAUCGAGACACUCGAUACUAGGACCUAAUGGGCUUCAGGGGAAUCUGGGUCAAUGGGCAAGACCUGUUACUGGUAUCAGGAUUGAGUAUCCACAUAAUCCUGAAUUAACCCAAAGUGACAUUUCUAGUUUAAUGCCAACAACCUUGAACCAAGAUGGUUUGCGUGGUCCCAGUACAGCAUCUCAGGGCAAAAGUGACGAUAUGCUGUCUGUUCUAUCGCUUGAUGAUGGCAGGUGGUCAUUACCAUUAGAACCAGCCUCAGUGUCUCCUGGUUUGGAAGCAGAGUUCUCUCACCUGAAUAUUAGACAACCUUCUCCCCCACCUGUCCUAGCUCAAGUGCACCCUGAGCAUGGUCAAAUUCCUCCAUCAAGAGUUGCUGAUCCAAGACCAGGACUUGCUACAUCUGCAACCGGACGCUAUCAGAAUUUGCAUGUGCCAGUGGCAUUAAUGGAGUGUUUCCUGAGGCUCGCUGAGUUAAAUACCGCAAAGAAUUUGGAAACCUGUGGAAUUCUUGCUGGUACUCUGAAAAAGAGAACCUUUUAUGUGACAACAUUGAUAAUUCCUAAGCAGAAAUCAACAUCUGAUUCAUGUCAAGCUACGAAUGAAGAAGAAAUAUUUGAAGUUCAGGACAAAGGCUCCCUUUUAUCUCUUGGUUGGAUUCAUACACAUCCAACACAGACCUGCUUCCUAUCUUCCAUUGAUCUUCAUAAUCAUUACGCAUAUCAGAUUAUGCUUCCGGAAGCGAUUGCAAUAGUUAUGGCUCCUACGGAUACAACAAGAAAACAUGGCAUAUUUCAUCUAACGGAGCCAUGUGGCAUGGGCGUGAUCCAUGAUUGUGAUGCAACUGGAUUCCACCCUCAUGAGGAGCCCCUAGAUGGAACACCAAUCUAUGAGCAUUGCUCCCAUGUGUACAUGAACCCAAAUGUCAGGUUUGAGAUGACAGACCUACGUGAAGCAUGAAAAGCGAUAUUGACGACUGUUGCAGAUUCCAAAACCCACAAUGACUUGCACAUAUCUCAUCUGUUCCACUCCUGUGUACACAAGUUUUGUUUUGAAACGGCAGUUUGUUUUAAUCUUGAGGGAAGCGAUCAUUAAUUUGUAGUAAUCAAUUUAUCAAAACAUGCAACAUGGUGCUUAUUUGUUCUCGGACCCUUUAAUGGUUGCUUAUCUUUUGUUUUCUUUA
Molecule: messenger RNA, 1913 nt
Organism: Zea mays
Lineage: Eukaryota; Viridiplantae; Streptophyta; Magnoliopsida; Poales; Poaceae
Product: mov34/MPN/PAD-1 family protein
Biological process (GO): protein K48-linked deubiquitination; protein K63-linked deubiquitination
Cellular component (GO): endosome; membrane
Molecular function (GO): K63-linked deubiquitinase activity; protein binding; metal-dependent deubiquitinase activity
Source: RefSeq, marked validated